This is a messenger RNA of Dimorphilus gyrociliatus, 693 nucleotides long. NCBI's taxonomy places the organism in Eukaryota, Metazoa, Annelida, Polychaeta, Dinophilidae. The record is from the annotation of a GenBank genome assembly.
UUAUAAAUAAAGAUGGCGGCUUCCAUGAAGUGCGCGAAAACUGUUCUUUCUUCACCAAAAGUUCGAACAUUUGUAAACAAAACAUAUUUAAGGAACAAUUCGGUGUACUUUUCUACAAGUUCCCAAGCUUUAGAAAAGGCAAAAUCUCCUCCCGGUUUAGAUGAAUUCUUUGAUGCGAAAGAAAAUUGGAAUGAGUCGACAAUCAAAGUGGGCAGACCAUGGUUAGAAGAUGAACUCAGAUUAAAGAGUAAUGAAGAUUUACACAAAUUAUGGUACAUACUUUUGAAAGAAAGGAAUAUGAUUAUGACGAUGGCAGAGGAAUAUAAAAGAACAGCUAACCUUAUGCCUGCUCCGGAAAGACAAGAAAAAGUAGAAGAAAGUAUGGAAAAUCUACUUACGGUUAUUCGUGAAAGAGACAGAGCUGUAAAUGUCUUGAAUACUGGGGAGACAGGUGAUCCUGGAAAACGCUGUUAUCCUAAUGAAUUAGGAAUAGUGGAUUGGAGAUAUAAAGUAGAAAAUUAUAGGCCUUUACAUUUGCGUCGAUGGAGAUUGGAAAAGCAUUGGUCUGCCCCUUUGAUUAGACUACUUAAAGAGAGAAAAUUUAAAAAAGCAUAUAGGGAGAAAAAAUUGAAAGAAAAAAAGAAAGAAGAUAUUCGUAAAAGAUUUCCUUCACAAUCAGACUUAGAAGGAUAA